Molecule: messenger RNA, 579 nt
Organism: Asparagus officinalis (garden asparagus)
Lineage: Eukaryota; Viridiplantae; Streptophyta; Magnoliopsida; Asparagales; Asparagaceae
Product: protein FAR-RED IMPAIRED RESPONSE 1-like
Exons: 1
Coding region: 1-579 (192 amino acids)
Biological process (GO): regulation of DNA-templated transcription
Molecular function (GO): zinc ion binding
Source: RefSeq, a predicted model, not a curated record
AUGUCAAGUAGCCAACGAGCAGAAAGUGGACAUGCAUUCUUCAAGAAAUUUGUUUCGAAGAAUAAUUCAUUGGUGGAUUUUAUGAUACAGUUUGGCAGGGGACUAGUGCGCCAACGUCACGAGGAGUUGAUGGCCGAUCACAAAGACUUGAUUGAGAAACCUAAACUUAGAAUAAAUCAUGACUUUUUGGAGCAAAUGGUUGAUAUUUACACUAAUGAGAUGUAUUACAAGUUUGAGGUUGAAGUGUGUGACAGCUUUAACUACAAGUUGCAGUUUGUUAGGGAAACCGACAAUCGCCGUGUGUAUCAAAUUCAAAGAAAGAAGCUCGCAACAAGCAAAGUCCGCGAAAUCGUUUAUGACAAGGACUUGGAUUUGGUUUCUUAUAGUUGUAAAAAGUUCGAAAGAGCCGGAAUCCCGUGUACGCACAUUAUCUCAUAUUUGAUAAAAUUUGAUGCUGAAAUAUUGCCUGACAAAUACAUCUUAAAGACGUGGACUAAGUCUGCAAAAUCAGGGACAGUGGAUGAUGAUAAAGGCAUUCAGAUAGAGUCAAUUUAUCCAAUCAUCUUUGGAAUUAGUUGA